AGACGGCUCUUGCGCAAUCGCAGUUCGAGCUUUGCUGUUUUUUUUUUUUCCCUCUCCCCUCCCCCUUCCCUCCCCCAAGCCUGAGGGGUCUUGAGGUGACAGCGCCCGCAACUGCGACUCCAGCAGGAGGAGAAGAUGGACAAGAGGAAGCUCGGGCGACGGCGAUCUUCGUCCGAAAUUGUGACAGAAGGAAAAAGGAAAAAGUCUUCAUCUUCUGACUUAUCAGAGUUUCAGAUAAGAAAGAUGUUAAAUGCAAAACCAGAAAAUGUUCACCUUCAAUCAUCACUGUCCAAAUUCAGAAGCUCAGAACGCUGGGAUAUCCCUUUGCAAGGGUUGAAAAGAAGCCUAAGAAAUAAAGUCAUCUCUCUAGACCAUAAAAAUAAAAAAAGUGUCCAUGGGUGUCCUGUCACUUCUAAGUCAUCACCAGAAAGGCAACCCAAAGUUAUGUUGACGAAUGUCCUAUGGACGGAUUUAGGACGAAAAUUCAGAAAGACCCUACCUAGAAAUGAUGCUAAUUUAUGUGAUGCCAACAAGGUGCAAUCAGACUCAUUGCCUUCGACAUCUGUUGACAGCCUAGAGACAUGUCAAAAAUUAGAACCUCUUCACCAAAGCCUUAAUUUAUCUAAAAGGAUACCCAGAGUUAUAUUGACGAAUGUCCUGGGAACGGAGUUAGGAAGAAAAUACAUAACGACCCCACCUGUAACUGAGGCAAGUUUGAGUGAUACAGACAACUUGCAAUCAAAGCAACAUUCUUCAUCAUCUGAUCGCAGCCUAGAAUCUUGUCAAAAUCUAAAUCCUCACAAGAGCUGUUUUUUAUCUGAAAGGAGUUUACAACCAAGUAAGAAAGCAGAUAACAAUUCUGCAAAGCAGUCUGCGCGUGCUAAAGAAAAGAGAAAAGAUGAUGAUGGCAUUUCUGUUUUAAUGUCUGAUACUCAGCCUAAAGACCUUGACAAUGGAAGUAGAGGUUGUGAUCAUCUUGAACAGGGUAGUAGAAAGAAGGAUGUUACAUGUUCUGACUCAAAAAUGGAACCUACUCAGAUUUCCAGGAAGACAAAGAAAAAGCUUAGAAGUAAUUUACCUGAUUCUAAUUCUACUUCCUCUUUGGAUAUAUCAACAGAACAGAUAAAAGGACAAGAAAAUGACUCAACAGUAUCCACUGAGUUUGAGAAGUCAAGUGAAAACUAUCAGCAGGACCCAAAAUUGCUUGAAGAAAUCACACCUAAACAUACAGAAAGUGGUUUUACUGAACUACCCUCACUUAAUAGUCAGGAGUUGGCUGUGAGUGCUCCUCCCAAAAGUGCCUCUGUCUGUUCAACCACUGAAACUCUUGAGAGCUCUAUUGUCAAAGAUACUGUGGGGAUUUCUUCUUCGGUUGAGAAGGAUGAGAAUGAGUUGAAUACAAUAGAAAAGCCUAUUCUAAGUGGACACAGUGAAGGAAAUCAAUCAUUGAUCUCUGCUGAACCAAUUGUUGUUUCCAGUGAUGAAGAAGGACCCAUUGAACAUAAAAAUUCAGAAAUUCUUAAAUUACAGCCUAAGCAAGAUCAUGAAAUCACUAAUGAAAAUAAGAGUACUUCUGAAUCAGCAUUGUCAGAACUACCACUGGUUACAUGUGAAACUGUACAGGCAUCAUCUGAAUUAUGUCCAUAUAAUCCUGUCAUGGAAAACAUUUCCUGUAUUAUGCCUAGUAAUGAGAUGAAUCUCCAACUGGAUUUUAUAUUUACUUCUGUCUAUAUUGGUAAAAUAAAAGGAGCUUCUAAAGGUUGUGUUACAUUUACAACAAAGUAUGUUAAGAUCCCAUUUCAAGUGUCCCUGAAUGAGGUUUCAUUGCUAGUGGAUACCACACAUUUAAAGAGAUUUGGGUUAUGGAAAAGUAUGGAUGAUGAUCACAGUAAAAGGAGUCAUGCAAUCCUUUUCCUCUGGGUCUCUGCAAAUUAUCUUCAGGAAAUUCAGGCCCAAUUAGAAAACUCUACAUUAAGCCAGCAGUCAAAAUUCAGUGAAUUCAUUUUCCUUGAGCUACACAAUCCUAUUUCACAAAGAGAAGAAUUGAAAUUGAAAGAUAUUAUGACGGAAAUAAGUACAACCAAUGGAGAAUUAGAGCUUUCUUAUCCAUUGUCUUGGGUUCAGGCACUUCCUUUGUUUCAGAACCUCUCUUCAAAAGAAAGUUCUUUUAUUCAUUACUACUGUGCUUCAGCUUGUUCUUUUCCUGGUGCUGCUACUGAAGAAAUGAAGAUGAAAUCAAUAUCUCAGGAGAUCUUUUUCCUUGCCACGUUCUGUCAGCCCUCAAAUACAGAUGCAGCCAAACCUACCUACACCUUCCUGCAGAAGCAAAGUAGUGGUUGCUAUUCAUUUUCUAUUACAUCUAAUUCAGAUGAAGAAUGGCGAGAAGUCAGGCACACUGGACCUGUUCAGAAGUUAAUUGUAUAUCCUCCACCACCUACCAAGGGGGGAUUAGGAGUAACUAAUGAAGAUCUGGAGUGUUUAGAAGAAGGAGAGUUUCUUAAUGAUGUAAUCAUUGAUUUUUACCUUAAGUAUCUUAUAUUGGAGAAGGCAUCAGAUGAACUUGUUGAACGAAGUCACAUUUUUAGUAGCUUUUUCUAUAAAUGCUUGACAAGAAAGGAAAAUAAUUUAACAGAAGAUAAUCCAAAUCUUUCAAUGGCACAGAGAAGACAUAAAAGAGUAAGAACCUGGACUCGUCACAUAAACAUUUUUAAUAAAGAUUACAUCUUUGUACCUGUAAAUGAAUCGUCUCACUGGUAUCUUGCAGUCAUUUGUUUUCCGUGGUUAGAAGAAGCCGUGUAUGAAGAUUUUCCACAAACUAUUUCUCAGCAGUCCCAGGCUCAGCAGUCCCAACAUGACAACAAAACAAUAGAUAAUGAUCUACAUACUACAUCGACACCAUCUUUGAGUGCAGAGGAUUCUCAAAGUACCGAGAUGAAUAUGUCAGUACCAAAGAAAAUGUGUAAAAGGCCAUGUAUUCUCAUACUAGACUCCUUAAAAGCUGCUUCUAUACAAAACACAGUUCAGAAUUUACGAGAGUAUUUAGAGGUAGAGUGGGAAGUUAAGCGAAAAACUCAUCGUGAGUUCAGCAAAACAAACAUGGUGGACCUAUGCCCUAAAGUUCCUAAACAGGACAAUAGCAGUGAUUGUGGAGUAUAUUUACUGCAAUAUGUGGAAAGCUUUUUCAAGGAUCCUAUUGUUAAUUUUGAACUUCCAAUUCAUUUGGAGAAAUGGUUUCCUCGUCAUGUCAUAAAGACCAAACGGGAAGAUAUUCGAGAACUCAUUUUGAAACUUCAUUUACAGCAACAGAAGGGCAGCAGUAGCUAGUUAAUCUGUACAAACAUGACACAGAUGUUCUCUAAGAUUACUGGAAAGCCUCUUACCAGCAUUUGUGUUAGUCAGCUCACAGAGAAGAAAAUAACUUGCAGUAGUUUUAUAAGUCAUUGGACAUUAUUUAAAAUAUAUAAAAUAUAUUAUUAGAAUUGUUGGGAUCUCAUAGAUGGAGUAGGAAUGGGGAUGAUAUAAACUUAUUAGAUAGAAAUUAAAAUUUCAUAAAUAUUUCAUAUUUUUCUGAGUAAAUAUGCUUGGAUUAUGCAAUAGCAUAUGUAAUGUGGGAAUGUUUUUGUAUAUAAUAAAACUAUGUGAUCUGUACUUCCACAUGACGUGGUGUUGAGGGGAGUUAGGUCCUCCCUGGUGCCAGCCCCAGUGCUUGUCAAAUUUGUUGACAAGUCAUAUCAUUGUAAUUCUAUUCUUUGCAGCUCAAGCAUGCAGUAUGAAUACUGUGUAUUUUUUUUAAAAGAGAAUUUAGUAUCAAGGCUUCAGAAAAUGCCAUUUACGGCAUCCCUUCUGUAUGGUGUAAAAAAAGACAUUCAUAAUGUUAGGAAGAUGACAAAAUUCAUUCUUUUAAAGCAUAGCUUAUUAUUCUCAAUUGCUAAAUACAGUUACUCUGCUCUAAUUUCUUUUUCCAUUUCUUUGUUAUAUGUUGGGAUCUGAGAACUUAGUUCAUUUGUUCAGGAUAAAAUUUGGAACAAAAAAAUUUAGCUCUCCAGAAUAGGUUUUUAAAAAUUAUACAUGUAGCUCAACUUAGUUUAUUUGAGGCAUAGCUAUAUAAAUAUCCACUCCUACAUUAUUCCAAAAUAUAUGUACACAGUUUCUAUAAUGUAGAAGAUAAAAUUGGUCUCCUCACAACUUUAACAAAAAAAUACCUUUGAAGUCCUAUUUAUUAAUUCUUAGAACUAAAUAUAUAAUUUUAUAGCUUAGUUUAGCCAGUAUUCAUCUGCAAAGCCAGAUUGCUGUCAUUGCCUUUAUAUUUUUAAAUUGUAGUUUUUAGAGACCUAUGAUCCUCAUGGAGCUUAAUUUUUUUUAUUAAAUAUUCAGGUAACAACUCUGAAUUCAUGUGAUAAUGGUGGUAUUAUAUAUGAUUAAGCAUUUCAGAACCUUCUAAUGUUAUCAGGAAUAUUUUGAGAGAGACAUGAUUAUAGGUAUUUUCUCAGAUAAGAAAAAAGCUUUUUAACAAUAUUAUUUUCAUCUUCUGUUUUAAGCAUCUCUUGGAUUUGUGUUGUAACUAUAGGUAAAGAGGGUGAAGCAAAGGCAAUUUAAGAUAAAGCUAAAAUACCUGAAUAUUUUAUUUCAAAAUCUUGUGAAUUGAGAUUGUCAGUUAAGCCUGUGUCCUUAGCUUUUGUUAAUCCAGUCACCAUCUUUAUAUUGUUAAAUAUUUGUCUUUUGGAGGUUUCAUAUGAAGAUGGUUAUAAUUACAUAUUUCAUUCCCAAUUUGUGUAUGUGUUGGAGACUUUUUAAGGUGACUAUUAAUUGUUUUGUACAUCUAAUUUUGGGAAAGCAAGAAUUUAAGACAUCGUGUGAUUUCUUAACUUUUGUGUUUGUAUGUUUUUCAAAGAUACCACUGUCCUUUAUCAUGUUUUGAAGAUUGUUUAAAAUUCAUUUUCCUAAAUUCAUGUGCAAAUAAUGCUUUGAUGAUAUCGACAUUUUAUAUUAAACAUAUUUCCAAUUCAUUAAAUAGAGGUGUAAUAUUUUUCUUAAGAAAUAUGAACCAUUAUUAGAAAUAAGUUUCUGAUUGUAU
Molecule: messenger RNA, 5074 nt
Organism: Microcebus murinus (gray mouse lemur)
Lineage: Eukaryota; Metazoa; Chordata; Mammalia; Primates; Cheirogaleidae
Gene: SENP7
Product: SUMO specific peptidase 7
Biological process (GO): proteolysis; protein desumoylation
Cellular component (GO): nucleus; cytoplasm
Molecular function (GO): SUMO-specific endopeptidase activity
Source: RefSeq, a predicted model, not a curated record